Molecule: messenger RNA, 1722 nt
Organism: Amphimedon queenslandica
Lineage: Eukaryota; Metazoa; Porifera; Demospongiae; Haplosclerida; Niphatidae
Product: pre-mRNA-splicing factor SLU7-like
Exons: 12
Coding region: 33-1667 (544 amino acids)
Biological process (GO): mRNA splicing, via spliceosome
Cellular component (GO): spliceosomal complex
Molecular function (GO): pre-mRNA 3'-splice site binding
Source: RefSeq, a predicted model, not a curated record
GCCCAUAAUGUUUAUUAACUCCGCCCAUCAAAAUGGCGUCUUCAAGAGAUGAUUGGAAGAAGAAAAAAGAGUUAGAAGAGGCUCGAAAGGCUGGAACUGCUCCUGCUGAAGUUGAUGAAGAAGGAAGGGAUAUUAAUCCACAUAUACCUCAAUACAUUGCUCAAGCUCCAUGGUACGUGUCAUUAGGAAGACCAUCUCUAAGUCAUCAGAGACCACAAGAACAGAACAAGAAGGUUUAUGAUGGAAUCGAUGCCUGGUACAAGAGAGGAGAAGGAGCAGGAACAAACGUAAGGAAGUUUAGAAAAGGAGCUUGCGAGAAUUGUGGAUCAAUGACACACAAGAAGAAGGACUGUAUGGAGAGACCGCGUAAAGUUGGUGCAAAGUUUAAUAAUAAAGAUAUCAAGGAAGACGAGAGAAUGCAACCAAGCUUUAACCUUAGUUAUGACGGGAAGAGGGAUAGGUGGAACGGCUAUAAUCCUGAUGAUCACAAAGCGAUUAUCGAAGAGUAUUCUAAAGUUGAACUGGCAAAGCGACAGCUGAAAGCGGAGAAAUUACAAGAAGAAUUGAUAUCUGGUCAAUUAUCAGAAGAGACUGUGAAAAAGACAGAAGGUGGAGCUGAUGGCUUAGAUGAUGACAAAUAUGCCGAUGAAGUUGACAUGCCUGGCACCAAAUUUGACUCGAAAACAAGAACGACCGUCCGGAAUCUUCGCAUAAGAGAAGACACUGCGAAAUAUUUGUAUAAUCUUGAUCCGAAUUCAGCUUACUAUGAUCCUAAGACACGAUCGAUGAGAGAGAAUCCGUUUAAAAAUAUGAACAGAGAUCCUACUGAAUUAAAAUAUGCCGGAGAAAAUUUUGUAAGACACACUGGAGAUGUUAAAGAGUUUGCUAAACAGCAAAUGUUUGCAUGGGAGGCAUAUGAACAUGGAACGGACAUUCACCCGCAGGCAGAGCCCACAGCACUGACGCUAAUGCAUAGAGACUUUCAGAGCAACAAAGAUGAAUUUAAAACAGAUUUAAAGCAAUCGAUUAUAGAUCAAUAUGGAGGAGAGGAACAUCUUGAAGCACCUCCGAAAGAAUUACUAUUAGCUCAAACUGAGCAUUAUGUUGAAUAUUCAAGACUAGGGUCUGUCAUCAAAGGACAAGAAAAAGCAAUUGCAAAAUCACGUUAUGAAGAGGACACGUAUAUUAACAAUCACACAAGUGUAUGGGGAUCAUAUUGGGAGGAUGGACAUUGGGGAUACGCCUGCUGUCACUCGUUAAUUAAAAUGUCUUAUUGCACAGGACUCUCUGGUAAAAUAGCUAGAAAGGGUGGUAAAGUCUCUUUGUCAAAGGGAAUUAGAGAGAGAGAGGUUGAAGAAGAGGAGGAGGAGGUGAAGUCUCUUGUCCAGCAGCACAAGGAGAAAUUGGAAGAGGAAAGAAAGAAAGGAAAGAAGAAAAGCGAUAAUGUUGAAGAUGAAAGUUUAAAGAAAGAAGAGAGAAUCAGAGCGGCUAUGGAGAGGGAGAAGAGAAAGGAAGAGGAGCUGAAAGCAUUUAUGGAGUUGGAUGAAAGAAAAAGACCGUACAAUUCGAUGAAGGCUGAAGGUUCAAUGUUUCCAACUGACGAAGAAAUGGAAGCGUAUCACAGAAGAAAGAGACGAAAAGAUGAUCCCAUGAACGAAUUCAUUUAACAUAAAGAUUAAAAAUUAAUAAAAAUGAAAUAGUUAAAUAAUGUCAUAGAUUUGA